This is a messenger RNA of Cylas formicarius (sweet potato weevil), 11495 nucleotides long. RefSeq lists its product as uncharacterized. The transcript is spliced from 12 exons. Lineage: Eukaryota; Metazoa; Arthropoda; Insecta; Coleoptera; Brentidae. The record is from RefSeq and is a predicted model, not a curated record. Bases 9189 to 11495 code for a protein of 768 amino acids.
UGGGAGAUUUGGCGCGAGCUGGAGCGUACUGCGAGACAACGGGAUCGAGCUUGUCGGUCGCUCUGGGUCGUGUUUCAGGCGGAAAUGUUCGCUAUAUUGAUGGCGGCCAGAGAGGCGCUUCGGGUCCACCACGGUAGCAGGUGAGUAUUCUUCUGCUCUGGCAGUAGGGCUACACUUAUGGCGCUAAAAUCAGUAUGCAUACAUUGCUUUUUGAUAAAGGAGUGCAAAGGGGUAGUGAGAUAAGUGGCCGAGGUGAGGACUGUCACUUUUGUCAGCGGAAUGGGAGCCAGGGAAGGCUCCUCGCACAAUCAUAUGGGACCAGAGCCCCGCUUGGGGAUUGCCCCGUGCGUGAGGCGGGAAGCUCUUAAACUUGGGUGAGAGAACGAGCCGUGGUGGGAUGGAAGGUUACCCCGGGAAUGAGGCACGCAGGCAGCUACUUGGACUGCUCAGAAUGGAGUGUGGAGCACACCCAAAAGAUAUUUUUUGUAAUAAAUUAAAUUUUACACCUUUUAAUAAUAAUAAUAAAUAGACUAAAUCUUAACUCAGAAUGAGAAUGGUGCGAGACUAUGUGUUUUCUGUGCUUUUAUAUGGAUGUAAGUGUUGGGCCCUUUAUCCUUGCUCCGUCUUCUUCGAAUUCCCUGGGCACAGAAAGUGAGAAACAUACAUAUCAUGAGAGGCCCAAAAUACGAAAUCCUACGUUUAAUUAUUGAGGGUAAAAUAAAAGGUAGAAGAUCUAUUGGAAGAAGACAGAAUUCUUGGAUGAAAGACAUGCGAAGAUGGUUUGGAUGUUCGUCAAAUGAUAUUUUCAGAACAGCAGUUUCCAAAGUUUGUUUACUUAGAUGGAUCGCUAACCUUCGUAAGGAGACGAAGUGGAAUAAGAGGAAUUCAAUCUUGAAGUGCGUAAUCUGUGUGAUCCCAUUACUACUUGCCUUUUGUCUAUUGUGAGUUAUUUAAAUCCCAUUUUACAAACAACUUUAUCGAGGGCGGUACGCCUUAUAUUUAUCAGAUUUAUCUUGGUUUCAUCUUCUUAUAGCUUCUUUUUCAGUUUACCCAAGGUAGGAACAACUAACUUCGAUUGAUAAAGGCAUAUUCCUUCUUAUUAGGUCCCGAUGAAUAUUGUUCACAAGGUAAGUUUGAAAAUCACUACGUUUAUUCUUUUUCUUCAAUUCUCCACUAUAUAUAACAUCCCUUAUUGACGAUAGUGUAUUAAGUUCUCUACUCAUUGAAGUUUCAUACAUAUUUUUCACAACCUGUUUUGCAUCAAGGGACAAAUGAUUUCGAUACGACUUACAUAUUCUCGUAAAAUAACUUUUGCGAAGCCAAGGUUAAAAACAAUUAUUUAACAAUCUAGAAAUAUAACAGAAAGAAAGAAAUAUACCUGACUCACCCCUGCCUUGUCACUCGAGCAAGACUAAUUUCUUUGAUAAUGGCUUUACCCAAUAACAAUAGUAAUAACAUCAUUAAAGUUUUAUCGGGGAGGGUCCGUCGAAAGCCAACAAAAUGAAUAUUGAGACAGACGAUACUCUGUAUAACUAUCAAAAGUAAGACUGACGACAACUAACUAACUAACGACUAGCUAACCAACGACUAACUAACCAGAACUAAUCAACCUCUGGCGAACGUCUUCUCUCAGAAAUUCUAUUUUUUAACUGUGAUUUGCCUACUGAGCGCCCAACCACCUCUGCCUUGUUUUUCUGAUGGCAUCUCAUUUCUUUCCCAACUCCAACCCUAUUAAUUUCACCUCCCAUCUGGAGUAUCAACUGCACGGGAUAAUUUUCACUGAAAACUAGUAUACUUCUCCAGGACAACGGCAUCGUACGCAUUCUUCCUUUAUUUCCAAAAGAAUAUUUAUUGAACACCGGACAUAACUCAUAAUUCGCUAAUUUUCGCAGCAUUCCGGUUGCGAAGCAAGCACUCGAAAUAACCUUCACUCGAAUCAAUGGAAAUUCCGCGCAAAUAUCUCGCGAUUCGAAAAUAAUUUCGACGGGAAAGUUCAACCAAAUUGACAAUCUCAUUGAACCGACUACAAAAAUUGGAGCAAAUAAACAAACGAGCGAGCAUCGAGCCACUAGCCGUGAACCAGUGCCGAGUUUAAAUUAACAGGAAAAAAACUGGCGAACUCUCAGAACAACGGCUAAUCAAAACUACCGGACAUGCAAAUGGAAAAGUCCACUGCACGGCACCUGCAAAUCGGAUGGAAAUCAGCACAAGAAUAUAAUCGAGAAAAUAAAGGGAAAACUAACAUUGGAUUUUCUGGCAAUGCUACAAAUUCCGCCAGCCAGGGACGUACUGGUACUUUGACGUUUUGCAAAACUGUGACGUUCACGUCACAUAUCAUAUAUCGCUUUGCUUUUCUUGUGGGCACGUCUAGUCAGGACAUUUGCCUAUUACCGACAUCCGUCAAGAAAAUGUACAUAUUACAUAUACGCUGAUUUAAAUGCAGUAAUAAUUAUUAUCUGUUCCAACAAUGAACUUUAACCAAUAAAAAAAAAACGGCUUCCCUCCGCUUCCACCAAAGGCCAUCUGGGUCUAUCCGACCUCCAAGCGGCGUAGAUGAUCAAAACAGCAGGAGCAGCACCACUCAUACCUCAAAAACGUGCACACGACUCACAAAAAUCGAAAACCACUCAAUUCAAACCGACAUGAAAACUUUAGAGACGAAAACACCUUGAUAAAAUUCUUAAUUCAUUCUUUCAUUAAACACUCCCUAACUAAAAUUGUGUUUAUCAACUGAGCGUUUUCUGUUCUUUAAUUCAUACUAGUAGUUAUUCGUCUUUUUAUUUUAGUUAAUGAUAUGAUAGCUUUAAAUUUCGUAUCUCUGUAUUGAUGCACUUCACAGAAUUGGGUAGAUGGUUAACACAAUUUUUCAGGUGACGGGGUGCGAGUAUUAUAAUGUUAUUGUAUUGAUUGUAAAUAUUAGAUAUUCGUAAAUAUAGAUUACACACACAGUAAUUACGUACAAUUGCUCGAAUCUUCCUCUGUAUACAAAAAUUAUGCAAAUUCAUUUUUUCAUUGAUGUUAUGGUCCUCUUCAGAAUUUAAUUAUAAAUUUUUUUAUUAGAUGUACAAUCCCAAUAGACAAUCCUUAAGGCUUUUUGUUCUCAUCUACCUACCUGAUUGCAUAAAAUACCCUAGUUAAUUUUGUACAUAGAUGUUGAUUUAAAGGAAACUCCUAAAAUUGCUACAUAUAUAAUUGGAAAUCAAUGUGAGUUGAUUUUGUUCUGCUCAUUUUGCUGGUGUUAAUUGUUAGUUUAUUUUAAAUAAAACACCAACCUGUCUUGGUCUACAAUUGAUUGCAUUGUCCUUUCUAUAAGCUAUAUUGGCCACACAAUUGGUCCGUGUUGGUACGCGUAAGCACCGAUUACGUCACACCUCCCAAGUCAACCAAGUAGUUUUUUAGUCAAAUUUGGAAUACCAGUCGAUCGGACUACCGUCCGUAGUUCGCCGUGUACCGAUAAUCAGUAAAAUGGACGUUUUAAUGCCAAAGCAUUACGAUUUCAUUUGAACAGCAGCAAAAUUGGUUACCGGCAUACACUUGAAACGCAAUAAUCCCUUCGAAAAUCCAGGCCCGCAAAAUAAUUGCAACCUUUCGUUUUGAUACGUUAAUGCCGUUAUUAAAAUUAAUUAUUAUGUCUGACGGCGGGCCACCAGCGCUAAACAAGGAAAUUAGCGCUGUUUUAUUACUAGUAGGCAACUAAAAUUCAGAGGUAUUAUAACGGUUCAUUACUUUGUAACAUUUUGGCGCGGUUUAACGUCAUUUGGAAACCCCGCGGAUUAGUUAUCAAUUCCGCACUUGGAUCAAAUUCGCGACAAUGUUUUAUAUUGGUUAUGGCAGUAUUCCAGAGGACGUAUAGAAGCGAACUGGACAUGAUAACAACGUUACCAAAUGGUUAUCAAAGGUAACAACAACCUAACAAUGCGUGUUGAUGCGCUGAGGAAAGAUUAAAUCAAGCAAAGUUAAAGACAUUAGAAAAGUUCAUUUAACAUGAACCUUCCCCGGUGAUCAGAGAUCUGCAACAAAUGACCUCUGCUUAGCAUGGGAAGAUGUGAAAAAGAAACUAACAAAAUGAAUAAUAAAUUGGCGUAAGCAUUUAGCCUCUAUUGGAAUAAGAAAAAUUACGGCAACUCAGAUAGCUUGGGGUGACGCAUGCGCAAAAGAUCCAUACCUUCUUUACGAAAAUAUCAUAGCCACAUAGCACAUCAAUUUUUAGCCUAGUAGGGCGACCAUAUUAUCUUAUAGCUCUAUGGGCAUAUCCAAUGAAUGUCACCAGAAAGUAUUCCGAAACUAGUAAUGGAAUGGAGUCUCCAUGAAAAACGAAAACGAGAAUGACCGCUACCAGAAAGAGAGAAAGAACGCUAUGGACUGGAACUAAGGUUAGACGCAACUGUUUCGCAAUCAUCAAAAUUGAUUAAAAUUCAAUCAUAAAGCGGAAGUGUUAAACAAGAAAACGUGGAUUUGGAUUUUCUUGAGCAGUUGCUGGCAUUAUCUAUGUGCAUAACAGACCCAGGAGAAAUUAGAUCCGAUCAGAUCAGUAUUCAUGUCUUUAUAAUAGCCUCCAGUCCAUUUUAAUUGAAAUUCUGGUAAGCCAUCAGCGACAAAUCCAUUUUUGCUACCAAUGUUAUUAUUAUUAUUAUUGAUCUUUUAAUUAUUCCCAGCAUACUUUUAUUCCAGAGGCGUCGCGCUUUUUCAAUUUGGACAGUAUAUCCUUUAUUUCUCGUCGUCAUCAUCAGAUAAUUUUGUUUAUGUUGUUAUGUUUGUAGCGAAAAUUAAUCUCGCAUUAAAAGACCGAGGAGAGUCACGCAAAUCGCUAAAAAAUGACUGGGCAAUAAUAUUAUAUAAUAAUAAUGUCUACAAUGUUUCCGAAUUUGGUGUAAUUUAAUGUCUUUUAAUAUUUGUUCGAUACGGUAUAGACCCUGCAACAAAUUAAUAAUAAUAAUAAUAAUAAUUUAUUGACUUUGAGAACCCUACGAUUUGUUGUGUUUUUCAUGCAUUGAGGUUAAGUUUGUUAGCACGAAACCGAUCACUUGCCUCGGACUGUACCCCCUCCAUCCUGUGCACCAAGUCGUUCUCAGAAUGACUUGAAUAGAAGAGAUAAUGGAACCUUGAGGUACUCCAUGUUCAACAACUCUAAUUUGUGAUGAUUUUCCAUUCAGGACCAUGAUCUGAAUCCUGUUGAAAAGAUAACUUUGAAGGAAUCCAACCGAUGAGGGAUCCACACUAUACCACUGAAAUUUACUCAGAAGAACAGGAUGCCUUCAAAAGCUGCGUAAACCUGAUCAAGAACUCUACUAAUCGGUCCACAAGUCGAUCUAAAACGUCUAAACCCAAACUGGGCCUGAGACAACAAACGGUUGUCCUCGAAGAAUCUUUUCAAUAAUUUUACCGAUUUGUGGGGAUAAUAGAUAUUGGACGAUAAUUAUUUAUAUCAUUUACAUCGCCUUUCUUGAAAACUGGAAUCACUCUGGACAACUUCAAGGACUUGGGAAAAAUACCCUCGAAUAUACACCUGUUCGCCAGCUUGCUACGUUUGAAAAAUAUUCAUUAAAAUUGUCGGGAGUGAUACCCAGUCAAUGAAAAUUUGAUCCACUCUUGCGAUUCCUAUUGAUGUUGAUGACCUCCCAUGCUGCCUUAGAAGUGUUAUCAGGAAAUUUAGGAUUUUGUUUUUUGAUAUGCUGAAGAAGGUUUUGUAAUUCGUCGGUAUAGCAUUCGAUAUUUAAUUUAUUAUUUUUAACUUAUUCUUGAAGGGCAAAGCACAGUUAAUUUCGCUUAUGAAUAUAUCCAGAAAUGUACUGUAUUUUUGUUCAAUAUUCGUGUAGGAUACAAAAGACCAAUCACGUUUACCAAUGCCCAAAUAUAGAUUGUUUAAACCAACCUGAGUUAUAGGCCUAUGACGAACAGUCUGCGCCCUCUCAGUUGAAUUUGUUGGGCAAUAAAUCUCACACGUAACUGCACUGUGGUCAAACAAUACUCUGAUAAUCAAAAUUUAUAAAAAUGUUAUCCAAAUAGUUUUGCUGCCUGGUUGGGAUAUCAAUUCGAACUUCAAGGCCAUGGAAGAGCGUAAAAUCCAAGAAGUCACGUUUAUUCAUUUUGUCUUUGUAAUUUUUAACAUUUUCUUGAAAAUGGACAUUAAAGUCCAAAAGCAAAGCAACUUUAACUUUUAAACUUUUAAAAUACUAGUGACAACAAUUAAUUUAAUAAUUUUAAUUUUUAAUUUAAUUUAUUAAUGUUUAUUUAUUUAUUUAUUAAUAUUUAUUCAUAUUUAUUUUAUCUGCAUGCUGGAAAAUAUAAAUUUUGCCUGAUAACUUUCACUAAAGAAAUCUUUACCGUAUUUGCAAUAAUUGGGGAGCUUCACUCAAAUUCAGACAUCUUCAUAUUUUACAUAAAAUGUACAUCGAAGAGAUUUAAAAUUUUAUCGGCAAGUUCUAUAUAAUUCAUUUUUAAUUUAAUAAUGUUUAAUCCAAUAUCAAAAUGUUUUUCUCCAAAUCAAUUUAUAAAAACUGGUUUUAAGUGAACGCUCCUAAAUUGUUGUUGAUGGAAUUCAUGACAAUUAAAUAUAAUUAAAUUAUAAUUAAUUUGACUUUGGUAUAUCAGUAAAGGAUUCGUGGGGUUUUUAAUAUAUUUAAUUAAAAUUCUCUAAUACAAGUUUGACUUCGUACUGAUAUAUAGUAAAGUCUUUUAAUUUUAGAAUUUUAAAAUUGCUACCAAAGAAUAAAAUCCCAAAUAGUGCGCUUGUUAUCGGCGAGCCGAUCCUGGAAAGUAAAUUUAAUUUUAAUGCGAAACAUUUUCCCAAAAAGUGCACAGUCCGCCGCUAUACACGGUUUGAUUCCAUUAUUCGGUCAUAAAUCUUGUUUUAAAUAAUACGGACGGCGGAGUUUUGUUGCGAAAAAUCGGAUUAACUGUAGAUCUUAAAAUGUGAUUAAUGCAAUUUUAACGACAAUAUAAGUCCAUCGCGACUCACAAUUCUAACGGACAGCGGCCCCGGAUUGUGUGAUAAAUUACUUUUGCCCGUUAAAAAUUUGAAAAUUAAAAAAUACCCGGAGCUUACGAGAACGUCGAUAUUUUCCGGGCAAGUAUACUAAAUUUGUUCGGCCCGAGAAAAACGCCACAACGUUGUUACCGAAAAUAACUUUUUAAUCGAAGUUGAACAAAUAUUUUUGCCCAAAACGGCGCGCGGAUUUGCUAAAAUCAUGGCGGUGUUGUUUGAUCGAUAGUGCAAAUGAAAACGGCGGCUUAAUACGCGAUUAGCGAUGGAGGUAAUGGAAGAUGGCAAUUUAAUGGACAAAGUCAACAUACUUAUUCAGAGAGAUAUGGAGUAUUACAAGGUGUGUUCGAGAUAUUUAACGACAUGUUAAAUUCACUUGUUUAAAUGUCAGCGCUGUAAAUCUAUGCCGCUUAGGCCGUAGCUAUUUCAAUAUGUCGAUUCUAAAAAAUGAGUUAGUGGAUCUCUGUGAUUUUAAAAUUAGAAAAUUUUUAUAGUUUAGGUAAUAAUUCAAACACCAGUAAAAUAUAGUUUGAGAAUAACAACACUAAAAUUCGCCACAGUAGCAAUAUUUUUAUUUGCGAUUGUUAUACGUCAUUGAAUGCGAUUUACUUAAAGCUGAAUAUGAUUUAUUCAAUUGGAAAUAAAGUAAACACAAUUAAGUGGUAUUAUGGAAACAGUCUUAGAGCAGUGUACGAAAUGUUUCCAGUUUAUUUUCCUGCUAAAACUAUACCUUCAAUUUCAUCAAUAAAACAUAUUAUUACCCAAUUCGAGUAGAAAGUCACCGGAAUAAAUAACGGCAAAUCUUCAGCUUAAUAGUAGAGCAGAAGAAAGAGAGAAUAGAAAUUUGAACAUUUAGAGGAAAACAAAAUGAUUAGUACCAGAAUCCUUGGAAAAGUAUUUUUCAAAAAAAGCACUCAGGUAUUGCAGCUAAGAAAAUGAAUAUCGUUUUGUUCAUACUCAAAAAAUAAGUGUCAUGGUGGAAAUUUCCAGAUAUCAUAUUAUUCGGAAAUUUUUUGUAGUUCAUAACCUCACGGCAGAAAUCUAUUUGGACUUAUUACAAAAUAAAAUUGAACCCGCAUUACACGGAUCCAUCUGCUACCAGAUGGAUUGUUGUCCCGCCCAUAAUUCCCAUACGGUUAGGGAGUUUCUAGGAAAUACUUUUAAAGGCCUAAAGUGCCGAAUAAUUUGGGCCCCAGGUCACCUGACCUCCCACCGAACGACUUCUUUCUGUGGGGUCGCUUGAAAAUUGUUAUCUAUAAAAAUGUUAAAUUUGAAAAUCUUAACCAGUUACAAAAUUCAAUUUCCUUAGAAUGCAUUUCUCAAUAUUAACUAAGCAUUGUUAGAAAUGAAAUUUAUGAUCCCUUAGUAUAUUGUUUGACUGCUAAUUGAGGGUUGUUUCAACAUUUACUUAAAAAAUAAUGUUUAUUUUAAAUAAUACUUAUUUUUAUCAUUUUUUUUUUAAUAAAAGACUUGAGGGUCAAUAUUAUAGUCAUUCUUUAAAGCUUCCUUGUCGCUUAAACUGUUCCUUAAAUGAAAUUCAUUCAGACAAGGAGGUCUUAAAAACCGAGUACGAGUUUGUUCCUAAGAAAAACAUAACGACAUACCUACAUACUUAGUUUAUUUUCAAGUCUUUAUUGUAAACCAACCUUCAUUUGUAUAUAAAAAAUUAUAAUUGAAAAAUAAAAAAUAGAUAUACUUUCGCUUAAACAAAUACCUAUCAAUACCCUAUAGUUUUAAGAUAAUAGAAAAGUAUGUUUAAGUUUGAUUUUCAAAUUAAAUGAUUAUUAUAAUCUACAAUUAACAAUUCACAAUGUUUAAAGAAAAACUGGUAAGUAUUACUUAAAAACAUAUAUGCAUAUGGAUUAUAUUUCAUUUUGUGGAUUUGCGUCCACUAACGGAAACUCGAGCGGUGAACCGCAAAGGUGUAUACUAUGAAUUCCAAAUAAUUCCGAGAAAUUCCGAGAAGAAUUCCAAGGAAUUUCAAAUACAAAUGAAAUAACGCAUCGCUCUGUGAUUUGCCACCUUUUUUCCAUACGCAUAACGUUUUAUUUCUCAGAGCAAACAAUCGGUUUUGCAAGAAACGAUUUGUCCGGGAAUCAUCGGGGGUCGAUUGGAUUUUCCGCGGUCCGCUUCGUUCGCAGCGGUAAAACUGGUAACCUGGUGGGAAGACGAGUACAUUGCUGCUUUUAGAAGACCAUCAGGAUUCAUGCAAAAGAACGACGAAACGUCCCGAGACAGCAUGCAAGCCUCCGGAGGCUGCGGAGGAAUCGUGCGGUCAUCAGACCCUUCGAAGUUUGUUAGUCUCAUUGGCAAAUCUUCCGAUCAGCUGAUGGAACACCUUCACGUUCUCACCCAGGAAGCGUUGGAUCACGCCGAUUUAUCAGUUCUCACUGGCACGAUCGGCGCGGCAGCCAUCUUGAAAAAUUGUCUGUGGUUUUACAUUCAGAUAAUAAACGAAAUUAAAAACGCGUCCCUAGAACCUCUCCAAAAUGGGUACAAAAAAUACGAAGAAAUGUGCGAAGCAUUGGCCGAGAGGCUUUUGGAUCUUCACUGCAGGUUGCUAUCACUUUACAUCCUCCAGGACGCCGACUGUUUGGACUGGGAGAGCGAGAAGCCCUUUUUUGAGUCGGAGAGGGGCUCCUACAUAGUUCAAAUGUGGUGGUUAUACAUGCAGGGGACCAGGGAAGACUUGUGGAACACCGUUCCACCGAAAAUGGCCCAAAGGGUAUUCGCCGGAAUGCUGAACGAAUCUUUAACCAUACUGACGGUUAGAUACACUCAGAGUUCACCGUCGGAGGCCAGAAGUCAUUUACUUCUAGUCGACGUGAGCAAUUUACUAUUAUGUGUCGCUCAAUUGCUUCCCUCCAUCUGCGACACUACUGAAGAAUUUAUAGGCUUCUCCUUAAAUAAUAGAACCAACAUCCUGAGAGAUAUACACACCAAAUGUCAAGAUUUGUUUUAUUGUUUUCUCGUGAGAGGAGCUUCGCUGGAUACUCUUCACAAGCUGGUUCGAAACGGCAUUGAGAAUAUCGAAAUAUGUAAAACUAGAAGCAAAGGUCCUAUGCCGUGGACGAUAUUCGCUCUGCCUGGUAUUUUCAAGAACCUGAAACAUCGGAUAGAAACCUUAGACGAUCUAGACGACAGUACUUCCAUCUCUCUUGAACUCACUGUCCUUCUUGCUCAGCCACAACCAAAUUGGGCGCUGUUAUUGAGGGUAACUAAAAUUAGACCUCUAAAUUUGCAAUUAACUCAUAUUCCGUUUGAGGUGGUUUGCAACAAAAACUUCAAAGUUUUACAACAUCUAAUACAAGCUUUCUUCGACAACUUGAACACUGAAUUGCCGAAAGCAAAUCAUAAACCGACCGAUUGCAACGGGUUCCUAUGUCCUGGCGAUGGAAGCUGCAAAAACGUUGACUCAUCAUCUCCUAUUCUUAACGAUGUCCACUACUACGACCUCAUACGCUCCCUAACUGAUAUAAUAUUAUAUAUAGGCAGCGAUGCCGAACUAAACGACAUCUUAAUCAGUACGAUCACCAAACAACGUUGUUGGUCAAAAUGUCUCGACAGGAGACAAGUUUGGAACCAGAACCGUUUACCGUGGUUUGACGCAUUGCUCGAUUUAGUAUGUCCGUUGGUACCACUAGUCAGAGACUCAGUCGUUAAUGCCUUGCAAACUGGGGCUACGAUGUACCAAGCGAUGUCUCUUAUUCUGGCUUGCCUCAGUCAAUAUUGGGAUGUCGUUAACCCAUGUUUGCCCAGGAUCGCCACCCUUUUACAAGAAGUCAUACCUACCGAGACCAUACCUUUAGCUAAUUCGGUCCUCAUGCAAAUUUUAAUUAGCGCACUCUACACCAGCUUGAUUGACGUUGUUAACGAACCAAGGAGAGUAUCUUUUGAAGAUACAGCUUCAGUUUCUUCGGCGAACAGAAAUGAAGCUGCGUGUUCAAGCUCACUCGCUGCGGUAGCACUGGCGGCCGCCGAAGCUCUCUGCAGUAUAGACGAAGACAACAAACAUACCGACCAAAUUGACGAGUUCUUAGAUGAAGUAAAAUCGAGAAAAGAUUUUGAUAUAUUUAUCGGGGAAGGACAUCGCAGGAUCGACAAAAAUCCUCAGAUCGGAGAGCUGCUGGUCAGCGAAUUGCUUCUGACGGCAGAAGGGAAACACAGUCUGAAGGUAGUAUAUCAUUUUAUUAAAAACAACAGUGAGUGGCUGUUCAGUAAGCUAGGCGUCGCUCAGGCGAGGAAUGUUGUUAAACCUAACCAAGUUAUAGCUCCUCCUCAGUUAAUUCUGCACAAAAUGUUUCUGAUCGGUUCCAGUUCAUUCGACCAGCUAUUGACAGGUGAACUGAAACCGAACUGGCAGGUUUUGCUUCAGACUCCCAUGGGUUUAAGUCCGGAAAGAUUGUGGAUGCAAAUGUCGCUGCGAUGGGAAUUCAGAGACGCAAAUUCGGGCAAGCUUGCUUUACACGAUGUACAGAUAAUCGAUCAGAUAACGUCGAUUUUAAAACAAUAG